Leopardus geoffroyi (Geoffroy's cat) is the source of this 1780-nucleotide messenger RNA. It is a transcript of the gene ZAR1L, whose product is annotated as zygote arrest 1 like. The transcript has 4 exons. Gene Ontology annotation, cellular component: cytoplasm. The record is from RefSeq and is a predicted model, not a curated record. Gene Ontology annotation, molecular function: mRNA base-pairing post-transcriptional repressor activity. Lineage: Eukaryota; Metazoa; Chordata; Mammalia; Carnivora; Felidae. Gene Ontology annotation, biological process: translation. Bases 632 to 1603 code for a protein of 323 amino acids.
CAGGUUUCAGUUCAAGUCCUUUUGAUUUCGGAUACUUAACUAUCCUGUGAUUAAGUUUCCAUUUACCCUCUAAAUCAGAACAAUUUGCUUUUUUCACCUUUUGGGACAGUGGCCCUCACUAGGAGUGACUUAAUGAGAGCUGUUGGCAUACAGUACAACCUUCUAAAGUACAUUUUCUCACCACAUACACCUCCCCCCCUCCCCCCAUAACUUUAUUCUCCUUGCUCCUGUGGUACCAGGGUCUUUACAUUCAUUAACUCUGCCGUGAUAUACUUACUUCCAUAUACUCUUCUAGUAUGCUCAAAUCAAGCUAAUGAAAGCACGUGUGUGAGUAAGAAGUCUCAAUGAAAAACAGCUUUGAAGAAAGAUUCGGGAGGAGUGAGUUGAAGAGAUAGGAAGAGCAAAUAGGUAUCAGGUGGACAUUAGACCUCUGUAGAUGGGUAGAUCUCCUGUCCUCCUUUAAUUAGGGAAAUAGGCAGCAGCUCCCAUCAGAACCUGAAAUAAAUGGAGAAGCUUGGAAUGGACCUAAACUAACUUGAUCAGGAAAAAGAAGGGUGGAUGAAGGUGGAAGGCAAGACAAGGAGACAAAGCACACUGGGAUUUGUGCUGUGCCUGGGUGCUGGGUGAGCAGAUGGAACGCUUUGUCCGCGUUCCCUGUGGCUUGUACCAGGGCUAUGGGAAUACGAUGCCUUUGGGCCAGCCAGGACUCUAUGAACACAAACAGCCUGACUGGAGGCGAAACACCGGUCCCCCCACUUUCCUGGCCAGGCCUGGGUUGCUGGUGCCCGCAAAUGCCUCCGACUACUGUAUGGACCCUUACAAGAGGGCGCAGCUUAAGGCCAUUCUCUCCCAGAUGAACCCCAGCCUGAGCCUGCGGCUUUGCAAGGCCAACACCAAGGAGGUGGGGGUGCAGGUGAGUCCGCGGGUGGACAAGUCUGUGCAGUGCUCGCUGGGUUCUCGCACCUUGCGCAGCCGCUCCCCUUGGAGCAGCUCAGGUCACAAGGUACCCCUGCCGGCCUGGGGAGUCUAUUCACCAGUGAUAGGUCGCAGGGGCUUGAUCCAGCCGCGAAAGGAGGGGGAAGACCAGGAGAGGAAGGCACUUUUGGGUCCUGCGGAGGCCAGCCAGCAGCAGCAGCAGUCACCACCAACGCCAAGGUCUGAAGAGGACAAACAGGAGGAGCUUUGCCAGCAUGGGUUGGGGGAGGAAGGUACCCCAAACCCUCAGGAGGGGAAGAGCAAGCAGACACAGGGAGUCGGUGGAGCACAUCUGCUCCGGAAACCCAACUUUCAGUUUUUGGAACCAAAAUAUGGCUAUUUUCACUGUAAAGAUUGUAAGACCAGAUGGGAGAGUGCUUAUGUGUGGUGCAUUUCGGGAACUAAUAAGGUUUAUUUCAAACAACUGUGUUGCAAAUGCCAAAAGAGUUUUAACCCUUACCGAGUAGAAGCAAUCCAAUGUCAGACCUGUUCAAAGUCUCGUUGUUCCUGUCCUCAAAAGAAAAGACACAUUGAUCUAAGGAGGCCGCAUCGACAGGAACUGUGUGGUCGCUGCAAAGACAAGAGAUUCUCCUGUGGCAAUACUUACAGCUUUAAAUACAUCAUGUGACAGGCAGUAUGACUUGUACAGGACACCCAAACUUUCCUUGUAACUUACGGUACUGUUCCUUUUUUGCAACUUAGCUCUGACCUGGUAUUGGAAAAUGGACUAGGCUUUUGUACUUUUUGUAGGUUGCUUAACAAUUGUACAGUGUGAGUAGAAUAAAAUAAAUGCAUGUAAAAUAGA